Messenger RNA from Cydia strobilella, 865 nucleotides. Its product is annotated as homeobox protein MSH-A. The record is from RefSeq and is a predicted model, not a curated record. Gene Ontology annotation, molecular function: DNA-binding transcription factor activity, RNA polymerase II-specific; RNA polymerase II cis-regulatory region sequence-specific DNA binding. Bases 65 to 847 code for a protein of 260 amino acids. NCBI's taxonomy places the organism in Eukaryota, Metazoa, Arthropoda, Insecta, Lepidoptera, Tortricidae. The transcript has 5 exons. Gene Ontology annotation, cellular component: nucleus. Gene Ontology annotation, biological process: cell differentiation; regulation of transcription by RNA polymerase II.
UUGAAGAUAUGAGUAAUUGACAAUGUGAUUUAGUUUUUUAAAGUUAAGUUUUUAAUUGAGCAGAAUGCAAGACAGUCACAAGUCGUUUCUGAUCAAAGAUCUGUUGGGUGAUGUUCUUCGACCGGUGCCGGAUGGCGUCACAGAAGACCAGGACACCAGCCAAGCUUCCGACAACGACGAUGACAUCUCCGUUGGCGACAACCGCAGCGACGCGUCGUCUAAAUACGACAAGGACAAGGCCGAAACGGCGAGGUCCACGCCCGACGACUUUAAUCGGCCCGAGUAUUUCAAAAAUGAGUUUGAGAGGAACGAGAGUUUGAAGUUGUAUAAUGGUGACCUGUUUCAUAUGUACAGGCCCGAGCCAGGCAAGGAGGACGAAAACUUCGUGAUCUCCGACAGCAUCUACGGCAGGUCCAUGGACUUGACGAAGAGCUCCUUCCAAAGUCAACUCUUGGCUGGAUUUGCGUCCGUCAUGGCUGGCGGCUCUCAGAGGGAAACUCAGGAGUCAGCAGAUCGUCAACCCCGAGCCAGCUCGUCCCGCAAGCCCCGCCGCCGCCGCACAGCCUUCACCCACGCCCAGCUCGCUUACCUUGAGCGCAAGUUCCGCUGUCAAAAGUACCUGAGCGUCGCCGACCGCGGGGACGUUGCUGACGCCCUGAGCUUGAGCGAGACGCAGGUCAAAACCUGGUACCAGAACCGGCGAACAAAAUGGAAGCGCCAGAACCAGCUCCGAUUAGAGCAACUGCGUGCGCAGGCGGCCGGCGGGGGCGAGCGAGACGUCCGCUCGUUGCCUCUCUCUUGCGCGCUGCUCCCGUCCUACCCCGCCUACAUGCACUGCCAUAUGUGAGCUGUGGACUUCUGUUAG